AUGUCUUCAGUCUAUCCCCAGCAAACGCCUCCGUCACCACCAGAAAGCCCAUCCGAAGCCACCGUUGAAGUCUACGCGCUUUCAGGGGGACACUUCUCACUCCCCGAACGGUUCUUCGUCAAUCCGGCGUCUGACACGGCCCGGAGGACGGUCCCUUCUUUGUCGUUUCUAGUGGUACACCGAGACGAAGAGACCGAUCGAACGACAAGGAUAGUAUUUGAUCUGGGUCUUCGCCGUGAUAUCAAAAGAUAUUCGCCGCCCAUCCAGAAACAUGUAGAGACCAGACAGCCCAUGGUAACCCUUCCGGAUGUGACGGCGAGUCUGGCUUCGGGCGGGUUGACACCGGACGAUAUUGACUACGUCAUCUAUUCCCACGUACACUGGGAUCACGUCGGCGAGCCUCGGGACUUCUCCAGGAGCACAUUUGUGAUCGGUAGCGGGGCGAAGGCUCUUUUGCAGGGGCAAGGGUCGCUGCGAGGAAGCCAUUCAUUUUUCGAGUCUGAUCUGUUGCCGACUGACAGAACCAUCGAGCUUUCGAACCCUUACGAAGACAUAGAUGAAGAAACCAAGCACCAGAUCCUCGAUCCCAAGGGUCCAGAUUUCAUCCAAGAAUGGAAGCCUUCAAGGAACCUGCCGCGAGUUCUCGACAUUUUCCAUGACGGCAGUCUCCUGAUUGUCGACUCGCCAGGUCAUCUGCCUGGACACAUCAAUCUGCUUGCAAGGACCAGUCCGACGACUAGUGUCUAUCUGGCGGGAGAUGCCUGCCAUGACAGGAGAAUCAUGCGGAAUGAGAGACAAAUUGGCGAAUGGAUGGACGAGCACGGACACGUUUGUUGCAUCCAUGCCGACAAGAAACUGGCAGAGCAGACAAUCGAAAGAAUUCAAGCAUUGGAGAAGAGCGGCGUUGAGGUCAUCUUUGCACACGAUUUCGAAUGGGAAGAGGACCCGAAGAAUCGGUCGAGGUUCUUUGGAAGCUCUUGA
Molecule: messenger RNA, 981 nt
Organism: Cladophialophora yegresii CBS 114405
Lineage: Eukaryota; Fungi; Ascomycota; Eurotiomycetes; Chaetothyriales; Herpotrichiellaceae
Exons: 2
Coding region: 1-981 (326 amino acids)
Source: RefSeq, a predicted model, not a curated record